AUGGGGAGGGGGAAGGUGCAGCUGCGGCGGAUCGAGAACGAGGUGAGCCGGCAGGUGACGUUCUCGAAGCGGCGGUCGGGGCUGCUGAAGAAGGCCCGCGAGAUCGCCGUCCUCUGCGACGUCGACGUCGCCCUCAUCGUCUUCUCCGGCAAGGGCAAGCUCUACGACUUCGCCUCCCCCCACACCAGCAUGGAGCGAAUCCUUGAGAAGUAUGCCAGGCAUGUGUUAUUUGAAGGAAAUAAUAUGGCUCAAGAGCGCCCUGAGGUGGAGGGAAGCAUGAGCUAUGACCACAUCAUGUUGAGGGCUAGGAUUGAAGCUCUAAAAAAGAGCCAAAGGAAUCUUUUGGGACAAGAACUUGACUCGCUGACACUGCGGGAGAUCCAACAGCUUGAGGACCAGAUAGACACUUCUCUGAGGAUCAUCAGAUCCAGAAAGAAUCAUCUCUUGCUCAAGUCGAUCGCCGAGCUCCAACACAAGGAAAAGAUGCUGAUGGAGAAGAACACUAUUCUGGAGAAGGAGAUUGCUGAACUGCAGACAUCCCUGCCUAGAAGCUCCAGGGCUUCAUCACCAACUGAAGUUCUUCUGGGGAAUACAGCACCAACUGAAGUUGUUGGUGUUCCUAUCAGCAAUGCUGCUGAUGCAUUUGUUCCCAACCUGAAUAUCUGCUGCGAUGAUUCCGAUGAGCCGGGAACUGUGGCGGUGCCACUUGGUUGGAGCAAGAGCAACAGUGGCUUGCCAUGGUGGAUGCUCCAGUCACCAUGAAACGGCUAGCCACAAAAUGUUCAGAUGAAAUGGCCCCAGCCAUGCAUGGUUGCUGAAUAAUGUCCCUGCUGGCUAAACAUCCUAGAGCUUUCAGUUAGGGAGUAGUAGUAGUAGUAGCUAGCUUCUUGAUCCCUAGAUUCUAAGCAUCCUUUUGUGUCCAAUGAACCUCUAGUGAUGGCAUGCACCAUCAUCUUUGCUGUUAGUUUGAUGAAAUUUCCUGUGCUGCAUUGAGAUUACUGAUCAGCCUCUUUGGUCAUGUCUUUCACUGGAAUCAAUGUGUCUUGUCUGUCUUUGUAAUCACUUUGGUUCUU
Oryza brachyantha (malo sina) is the source of this 1073-nucleotide messenger RNA. RefSeq names its product MADS-box transcription factor 20-like. Gene Ontology annotation, biological process: positive regulation of transcription by RNA polymerase II. NCBI's taxonomy places the organism in Eukaryota, Viridiplantae, Streptophyta, Magnoliopsida, Poales, Poaceae. The coding region runs from base 1 to 762 and encodes 253 amino acids. Gene Ontology annotation, molecular function: RNA polymerase II cis-regulatory region sequence-specific DNA binding; DNA-binding transcription factor activity, RNA polymerase II-specific; protein dimerization activity. The record is from RefSeq and is a predicted model, not a curated record. The transcript has 8 exons. Gene Ontology annotation, cellular component: nucleus.